Messenger RNA from Maudiozyma saulgeensis, 1722 nucleotides. NCBI's taxonomy places the organism in Eukaryota, Fungi, Ascomycota, Saccharomycetes, Saccharomycetales, Saccharomycetaceae. The record is from the annotation of a GenBank genome assembly.
AUGUAUACCAGUAACUUAGUUACAUUUCUAUUUGCGAUUCUAUGGGUGUUUGUACCUCAUGUGUUUGCAUUAACUGAUAUUGAAUAUAGUGUAUUACAAAAGAGAUUCGAUAGUUAUUAUUCUAACAAUAAUACUAAUGAAAAUAUAUCUGUUAGAGGGAUUACAGUAGGUGGAUGGUUGGUCACUGAACCAUAUAUUACACCUUCUUUAUAUAACCAUGCUACACAAAUGAUGUCCAAUUCAACACAUAAUACUACACUUUAUAAUGUCUUCAAUAGUAGUAUUAUUGAUGAAUAUACACUAUGUAAAGCAUUAGGUUAUGAUAAUGCAAAAAGUUUAUUAGAAGAACAUUUUCAAACAUGGAUAACAGAAACCGAUUUUGAACAAAUUGCCGCAGAUGGAUUUAAUUUAGUUAGAAUUCCAAUUGGUUAUUGGGCAUGGAAGCAAAACCAUACAAUUAAUGAAUAUAUUGACGGAAUUACCUUUGAAGAUCCAUAUGUUGGUGAAGGUUUACAACUUUAUUAUUUAAAUCAAGCGAUUGGAUGGGCAGAAAAGUAUGGAUUAAAUGUUUGGAUUGAUUUACAUGGAGCGCCAGGUUCCCAGAAUGGAUUUGAUAAUUCAGGUCAAAGAAACUUUUAUGAUGAUCUUGGCUGGUUGAAUGAUUAUUCUACUACUAAUUUAACAAUGUCAGUUUGGUCAAAAAUGUUUGAUACAUUUUUAAAUUCAAGUGAUUCAAUUGUUGGAAUAGAAGUAAUGAAUGAACCAUUAAGUAGUAAGAUUGAUAUAUGGAAUAUUACACAAGCUUAUUAUAAUGCAUUUAAUCUAUUUCAAGAGAGAGAAGAUCCAAAUAAGAAUAUUACAUUUAUUAUUCAUGAUGCAUUUGAAGGUAAUGGAUAUUGGAACUUAGAAUUUAAUCCGCAAUACCGAAAUGUUAGUGAUCAAUAUGAAAAUACUCAAAAUUUAAAUAAAACAUAUUAUAAUUCACAACAAAUUUUAAUUGAUCAUCAUCAUUAUGAAGUGUUUACAGAUUGGCAAUUAGCAAAUAAUCAAUUUAAUAGAUUAAUGGAUGUUAUAAAUUUUGGUGAAUCAAUUAAUAAAGAAUUACCAUAUCAUCCAGCUGUUGUUGGUGAAUGGUCUGGUGCUAUAACAGAUUGUGCCACAUGGUUAAAUGGUGUUGGAGUUGGAUCACGUUAUGAUGGAUCAUAUUACAAUACAACAAGAUAUUCAACGGAUGAUUUACCAGUUGGGAAAUGUUAUUCACAAAAUCCAAUAGAGCAAUGGAAUGAAACUUAUAAGAGAGAUGUAAGACAAUUUAUUGAAGCACAGAUUGCUACGUAUGACAAACAAACUACGGGAUGGAUCUUUUGGAAUUGGAAGACAGAAGAUGCUUACGAAUGGGAUUAUAAACAAUUAAAAGAAGCUGAAUUAUUUCCAUCGCCAUUAACAAAUUUUACUUAUUUUAAUAAGAAUAAUGGUAAAAUGAAUGCAGAUGUAAGUUCUUCAUUAUCAAGAGAAGCGUAUCCAAUAACUUCUUCAUCAUCGUCGUCGUCGAUAGUAUCAUCUGGAACAAGUUCCAAAAAUUCUAAAAAUAUUGGAUCUGGACCACUUUACAAUCAUUACUCAACGAAUAAUAAUCCUAUUUGGUCUCUUCAAGGUGCGAAAUGGCUCUCUAAUGUGACUGUAUUAUUAUUAAGUAUAGUAAUUGCAGCUCAUAUCUUAUAG